This is a messenger RNA of Onychostoma macrolepis, 6029 nucleotides long. It is a transcript of the gene syt1a, whose product is annotated as synaptotagmin Ia. The record is from RefSeq and is a predicted model, not a curated record. Gene Ontology annotation, molecular function: calcium ion binding; phosphatidylserine binding; syntaxin binding. Bases 1197 to 2222 code for a protein of 341 amino acids. NCBI's taxonomy places the organism in Eukaryota, Metazoa, Chordata, Actinopteri, Cypriniformes, Cyprinidae. Gene Ontology annotation, biological process: regulation of calcium ion-dependent exocytosis; regulation of dopamine secretion; synaptic vesicle endocytosis. Gene Ontology annotation, cellular component: dense core granule; synaptic vesicle membrane; axon. The transcript has 7 exons.
UGCUGUUGGAUUGGCCUUGUUCUUUAGUCAUCAGAAGUUGCAUGAAAUAUUUAUAUUCUCAAGUAUUAUUGUAUUAAUGCACGGUGCCAAUUAAGUAUGUUCAUAAGAUAACUCUAGAUGGAGUCAUCUGUUGAUGAUGUUGUUUCACAGCUGACUUUAAUUGCAGGACUGCAAACCUGGGCAUGUUAACGGUUCAUUAAAGUAUUGAGUUUUUCUGUUUUUCUUGCAUUUAGCUUAAUUCACUUUGUAGUGCUGCAUAUGGUUAACUGUGUUAUGAAGUGGUAUCAACCCAGAGAAAUGACAGUAAAUAAUGAAAACAAUAGGAGAAAGAACAUUAAUGCAGCUCGCUUUUUCCAACACACUCACAAAUUAUAUGGAACACUGGCACUUUAACCCUAGUUAGCAUGCUAAUUGCAUUAACAUGCUCGCAAUAGUACACUUCUAACAGAAUAAUUGACAAAGUCAGCUUAAUUCGCGGUGUAAGGACACUGGCUUUGAGACCAUGCCAAGACCACUCAGAUCCCAAAUUAGAGACAUUGAUUUUCGAGCACAAAGCACAGUGAAGAGGAACAGACACAGAUAAUUAACAGCACUCUAAAAAAACCCCAAUGUGCAUUUCUAGAAUGUCACAGUUUAUCAGCAUCAAACCAAAUCCGAACAGAUAUACAAUAGCUGCUAUAUGAUGUUUACCCACCAACAUUGUGUAUUAGUAUUUUCAGAAUUAGAAAUAAGAAAUGGCUACAGCCAUUGAAAUCCAUAUAAUCAAUAUUUUCCAACACAACUCUUCUGAAUAAAACAAACCAGGCUAAGGUGGUUAACUACUCUCCCAACUGGACACUUUUUAGGCUGGUCUUAUUAAUAGUUUUAGGUCACUGGAAUACCAGAUGAAGACCAUCUUGGCCAGGUUAGGAGACCAGCUAAACCAGCUAAAGCCAACAUAACAACUUGGGCUAAUUUAACCUGAUGUUUUAGCAGGGAAACACCCAUAUAUAGAUUGUAAUACAUGUGCUAAUUGGCUAAAUAUGAGAGAUUGCUGAACCGUCACUCUUAUUUAGAAAAUUAGCACAGACAUUAAGAAUGAUACACAACAAUCAGAGAGAUAUGCCAGAGUACAAUGUCCUGCACAACAUACACCUUUGUCAGCAGAAGGAGCUUUGAGCUUCUCAGCAGUCAUUUCUCCUGGUGUGCCCAUACUCAUGUGGUCACCUUUGUGUGUGGUUGUUUUAAUUUGUGUCUCUUCCUUCCAUGUCCUCCUUAUCUAUGUUUUGUCUGAUGACUUUGCGGGAUUGCCACUGGCGGCCUUGAAGGAUGAGGAUGAUGCAGAAACAGGGCUGACGGAUACAGAGAAAGAGGUGGAGCCUAAGGAAGAAGAGAAACUUGGCAAAUUACAGUACUCCUUGGAUUACAAUUUCACAGAGAAUACGCUCAUAGUGGGGAUCAUCCAAGCAGCAGAGCUGCCCGCUAUGGAUAUGGGUGGCACUUCUGACCCCUAUGUGAAGGUCUACCUUCUUCCAGACAAGAAGAAGAAAUUUGAGACCAAGGUUCACCGGAAGACGCUGAAUCCUGUUUUCAAUGAGCAAUUCACCUUUAAGGUUCCCUACACUGAGCUUGGAGGGAAAACUCUGGUGAUGACGGUGUAUGACUUUGACCGCUUCUCCAAACACGAUGCAAUUGGAGACGUGAAGGUGCCCAUGAAUAAGGUCGACUUUAGUCAUGUGACUGAGGAGUGGAGGGACCUCCAGAGCGCUGAGAAAGAAGAGCAAGAGAAGCUGGGUGACAUCUGUUUCUCUCUGCGGUAUGUGCCCACUGCUGGCAAACUGACCGUGGUCGUUCUGGAGGCCAAGAACCUGAAGAAGAUGGAUGUCGGUGGCCUGUCAGAUCCCUACGUCAAGAUUCACCUGAUGCAGAACGGCAAGCGGCUGAAGAAGAAGAAGACGACAAUCAAAAAGAACACCCUCAACCCUUACUACAACGAGUCUUUCAGUUUCGAAGUGCCAUUCGAACAAAUCCAGAAAGUUCAAGUUGUUAUAACUGUUCUGGACUAUGACAAGAUUGGCAAGAACGAUGCAAUCGGCAAAGUGUUUGUGGGCUUGAACAGCUCAGGCACCGAGCUCCGUCACUGGUCAGAUAUGCUGGCCAACCCGAGGAGACCCAUCGCUCAGUGGCACGUGCUCAAGCCGGAGGAGGAAGUGGAUGCCCAGCUGGCAGCUCAGAAAAAAUAGAGCGGCCCGAGCCCAACCCCCCGCCCCCCCGUCCACAAACCCGCCCGUGUAGUGCUCUUUACCCAGUGCGUGUAAAUACCUCAGUGAUAUAAGGAUUCAUGCACCCUCACUCCUAAUUUCGUGUCUAAGAAAACCGCCUUCUCGGACCACCCCUUGAGAUGUUGUGUUGUUACGUCAGUUUCGCCCCCUCGCCCCCUUCCUUCCUUCCUUUCUUCCUUCCGUCGAUAAACUUUCUCUGUCCUUUGUUGUUUCACCUCCAUCCACGACCUUAAAAGUCCCCGACCAAAUGCCCCCUUCUUUUAAGCAAUAUGAUCUGUAUAGAUAGCGCAUGACUGGAGGAAUUUAUUGUACCACAGGUGUAUAUAUCAGUAUGCAGACGAAAAUGAUUUCUAGUUUAUGUGUUUGUAUGUUGUUACCCGUUUCCUAAUCUGUGUAUAUCUUGAUGUUUUUAAUAAGAUGUUCUAUUUUAAAUUAUGUAAAUGCUGACAUAGAAGAGCCAAUAUUAUAUAUAACGGGAUUUAAGAAUUUUACCUUAUUGCAUUCCACUAAAAUAUACGAUAUAUCUCUAUAUAAAUAUUUAAAGAAUUCCAACCUGCAAGACGCUAGUGGAGGUACACUCACUUCGUAAAGGACGGUUUGCGCUUCAUGUUUACGUAAAAAAAAAGCAUACAAAUGUACCGUACACGAUAAACACACACUGAACACGAAGGCCAUUAACUAAUAUGGUUUUAUGGUAUAAAUGUAAUAUGCUGCUGACAAUUAUACAAGCACAUGAUUUCUUAAGAACUUUUUGUACUAAUUUAUCAAACUGAGGACCUGUAUGCUUCGCUUAAACCACUUUAAUCGAAGGAAUUCUUCUUACUUGACGAAAACCAAUCAGCCUUUAUUUUUAUUAUUUCUCAUACGGUGAUGCUGUUAACUUUUAGUAAAACGGGUCCCCGGUUUGCUUCUUUCUUGUUUUCUGUCCUUCGAUUCCCGAAACUUCCCUAAUCCGAUCUGGCGCCUUUGCGAAACCGUAAAUUGGCAAGCUGUAGCCAUCGUGUCCUUGAAGCUUGAAUUUGUGAAUCCCUUCCUUUUCUCGUCGUUGGACUCGUUUCGUUGAGGAAUUUACGGUUCAGCCUCCAAAAAAAAUGAAACCAGGAGUUUUGACUCUAGCUUUAAGACAAAUAUUUUUUAGAUUAAGUCAACGUCUGAAUAUUUUUGGUAUCUGCAUGAUUUUUUUUACGAUCUUUGCUAAAGGCCGGGUAACGGGGGGAUUUAUUUACACCGGGGCGUCUUUCAAGAGACUCCCUUGCCUUCAAUCAAAAGUAAUCAAACGUUGCGGGACGGAAACUUUUGAAGCACUCGGUCCCGACGAGUCGAUGAUGAGGAGGAGGAGGAGAUAGAGGAGAGGCGAGCUUUUAAACACUGCCAUUGUUUUCAGGGAGGUACGAGGAGCAUGCGACUCCUCCCUCCACGCACACGCCACUCAGAUAGUGGUUGUAGCUUCGGUUCAUCGGGGAACAAUGUAUUUUACCCGCGACGGUGCCCUAAACAGCAGUUUUUGCUUUCUGUUGCCUUUUCACAGUGACAAUAGAGUUAGCCAUGCUUAACUGCCAAUCCCUUCCCCCGUGGCUACUGUUUUGCACUGUACAGUCUAGGAACGGACAGUUCCUGUCGAGAAAAGUCCGUUCGUUCAAUAGCGCAAGAAAGCGAACCGGCCCCCGACCGGUUUGGACGCCACGAGCAUUAGCGAAUCUUUAACAAUAACCGUAAAAGUUAAUGGUCUGUACAGGUGAUAACAUUCUAAUGUCCUUUACUACGGGUCUAACAAGAGGGCGAGUAGACGUUUAGUCCAUUAAAACCAUAAGUUAUCUUGGAGGAACCUCUCGCGUACACUAGAUGCUAGCUUCAGGAGGAGUUUCUAAGUGUUUUCAAUGUUACUGUGUAGGUGAUAGCACUGUUACUUAAAAAUAAAAGGAGAAAAAAAGCUAUUUGUCAUUCCAUAGGAGUCUUUAGGGACUGAGUUGUGUAUCACUGUGACUGCGGUGUGUGCUUAGCGUUGUAGUUUUCAGUAGGUAGCAGCCAUCUUGUUCUAUAGUGACGUUGUGCUGCCAUCCCCCUAUCACACCACACGAGAGUACGAAAGAGAGAGCGACGGUUUCCGAUAACCGUUGCCGAGCGCGCACGCGCUCACGGGUCACUUCACACAGCAUUUUGUUGAGCACUGUGCAAUACUUGUAUGUUCAUUACUUAGUGUUUAAAUGGGCGGCAUCUCUCGAUAGGGGCAAAAAAGAGAGAGGGAAGAAAAAAAACGCAACCCUAUACAGCGAGACGAUGUAUCCAUCGACCGUAGUCUGGUUAGGUCACAGCACACGUGUGUAGUUUGGAGCUCAACAUCUGUAAACUUGUUAAGGAUUCCUCCGUUUUUCCCGUUGAGUUUUCCUGCACACAGAUUUAACCAUCCAAACAUUCGGUAAACGUGUGUCUAUAUAUAUAUAUAUAUAUAUAUGUAUAUAUAUAUAUAUAUAUAUAUAUAUAUAUAUAUAUAUAUAGGAUGUACCCCAAAUAUGAGAUAAUCUAUCUAUCUAAUAUAUAUAAAUAUAUAUAUGAAAACCCUUCCCUUUCAGAAUAGGUGUAUAUAUAUUUUUAUAUUUGUCCUGAUAUCAUUUCCUCAUUAUUGAGAUCACCUGGAUAUAAGAGAAUUGUAUCAAUCUUGUUAUGGAAACUAUCUGUUGUACUUUUAAUAUGAUUGGCUGUACCAUUUUGUUAUCGCUGUUAUGAUUACACUCAUGACUAUUACCUGGUUAUCGUUCCUUUAGUGCCCUAUUGAAGACCAUUUUAUAUUUAUUAUGGAACUCAGAAUGUACAGUAUGGACUGUGUGUUUUGUUUCUACUUUUUAUUGUGGGACCAAGUAUAGUUGGCACUUUCAUUUCAAUGUUGCAAUAAAUAUUGAUUCAUAUGUUUUAUUCAUAGCCGAAUAUGAUUUCUUACCCUGUCGGAGAGAGCAAACCUAGAGAACUCCAAAACGUGUAAUCGCAACUAUAAGUACAAUUAUUACUCCACUACUCCUACGUUACCCGACUUACUUAUGUACUCUCAUUUAUAGAAGUAUUUAUGAUAUCUUAAUACAAGAGGCUUGUUUAUAAAACAAGGAUAAAAAUGCAGUUUUAGAGUCACAAACUGACACACUCGUUUCGUACGGCAAAAGGGUGUUGUUAUACUAUCAGGUGUCUGCACGUUAGGUGUAGAACUGGACGUACAGUAGAAGACAGCAUUGCUCGUUGCACCUCAGAGGUUUGUAAAGUAGUCUGAAAAGCCAUUUCUAGCCCUGCAAAGCAACGCUAUCUUUUACUGAAGCCUACCAAAGCACGCAAACAGCUCCAACAACCGCACCCGACAACUUGAAAAGGAGAAACAACAACAAAAAAAGCCCGAUCGCUCAGCACAGUAUACGCAUACAACCUUCAGAUACUCUACGACGCCGAAAAGCCACCUUUCAAGAAAAAGCUGUGUAAAGAAUUAGAAUCUGAUGCUGUAGGGAGAUCCUAGUUGCCUUUGUGUAUAUCAACUGCCUGCUUGAGUAUUUUUGUGUGUGGAAAUUCUCUCUGUAAUCUUGUAGAACUGUUCGGGGUGUUUUUCCUGCCAUACUGCUCGCCCCAGCGUCGAGCCGACAGUUAUAUUGCUGUGUAUACCUUCAUUUUUGAUGAGGUGUUUUACAAUUUCGUUUCACUUUGUGUAGUGAUUCACUCUGUGGAGUUUCUGACUGUUGUUAUAUAACUUCAUAUAAUACACAAAUGUUCAAUAAAAAUGUUUUAUUUCCUGUU